AUGAUGGCCCCGCUGCGGACCGCGUCGUCAGACUCAGAGGGCGUUGUGCUGAUCCCAGCCAUCACCAAGAACAGCACGACUGGCUUCAAGAACGUGAACUACAACCGCGGCAAUAAGAAGUUCGUGGCGCAGGUGAAGGAUGGCGGCAAGCGUGUCCACCUCGGCUACUUCAACACCGCCGAAGAGGCGGCCGUCGCCUACGCUCGGUCAGAGUACGGCCGCGCCGACGCCGCCAAGCUGCUGCAGCCCCGCCCCGCUCCCACUCCCGCUGGCGCCGAGGCGAUACAGCAGGCGGAGAGGGAGGGCCUGACUCUGGUCGCCAGUAGCAGCAGCAACACCGGCUACAAAGGCGUCUGCUACCGCCAGAAGCAUCAAGGCAGCCAGAAGUACGAGCUGAAGGUGAGGGACGGCUGCAAGCAAGUCCGCCUCGGCCUUUUCGCCACCGCCGAGGAGGCGGCGCUCUUCUACGCCCGCAGGGAGGCGGGCAUGGACACGCUCGCCAGCGAUCUCAUUGCGCCGCCGCCGCCGCCGCCGCCGUCCUCAACCUUUGGGGAGCUGCCAGUGUACGAGCUCAGCAUUCUGACGCCUGAGCAAAUGGCCGCCAAUACGACAUAUGUCCCCCGUCCAAUUUGGACUAUAGUCGAGCGCGUCGGAGAGGUGUUUGGAGACAGGCUCAUGAUUAUGCAGCAGCCCUAG
This is a messenger RNA of Emiliania huxleyi CCMP1516, 696 nucleotides long. RefSeq lists its product as hypothetical. Gene Ontology annotation, molecular function: DNA binding; DNA-binding transcription factor activity. The coding region runs from base 1 to 696 and encodes 231 amino acids. The transcript has a single exon. Gene Ontology annotation, biological process: regulation of DNA-templated transcription. Lineage: Eukaryota; Haptophyta; Isochrysidales; Noelaerhabdaceae. The record is from RefSeq and is a predicted model, not a curated record.